Kluyveromyces lactis is the source of this 2535-nucleotide messenger RNA. It is a transcript of the gene SYG1, whose product is annotated as Syg1p. Gene Ontology annotation, cellular component: plasma membrane; cytoplasm; Golgi apparatus. Gene Ontology annotation, biological process: phosphate ion transport; cellular response to phosphate starvation. Lineage: Eukaryota; Fungi; Ascomycota; Saccharomycetes; Saccharomycetales; Saccharomycetaceae. The coding region runs from base 1 to 2535 and encodes 844 amino acids. The record is from RefSeq and is a predicted model, not a curated record. The transcript has a single exon. Gene Ontology annotation, molecular function: inositol hexakisphosphate binding.
AUGAAAUUUGCUGAGCACCUCCGAGAGUCUGUAGUUCCUGAAUGGAGCGAUAAGUAUGUUAACUAUAAACUCGGUAAGAAAAAGAUUAAGCAGUUCCAAAAAUUGAAAAAGGUUCAAGAUGUUGGAUCCAUGGAUCGUACUAUUGUUCGUGAAUUCAUUGAUGAUUGGCUUGUGCGAGAUCAGUUGAAGAACUGCGAUGAGUUUUAUGAAUGGCAACUCUCUAAAUACAGAGCUAAAUAUCAUAAAUUGCAGAGGCAGAUCCAUUUGUAUGUGCUGGAAGCAGAUAAGCGUAGUAGAUUAGAUUCGCUGGACGAGUACCGUAUCGCCAGUUUGUCGAGAGCCCCAGAUUCGUAUGGAUCGAUAUUCCCAAAUUUUAGUCCGAUAGCCUUGAAGGAUACCGUCAAAAAAAAAAUCUGGUACGAUCUCAAGCGGUGGUUAGUGACCCACAACUUAUGUCCAUCUAUGCCCGUUUCUUGGAAGAAUAGAGACCCUCUUUUAGCUAAAAAGGACCGUAAACGAGCUUCAAGGGGCCAGGAAACUUUUCAAACCGAAACCUCUCCUCUCUCUUUAUCUCAGAUUAGGCAGCAGCUCUCUGACGCGAUUCUCGAUUUCUACUUAUACCUCCAAUUGCUUAAAAACUAUAGAGAUUUGAACGUUAAUGGAUUUCGGAAAAUUGUUAAGAAGUUCGAUAAAGUUCUCCAUCAAGAUCAAUUGAAGACUUUCAUGCCAUAUGCUAAAAAAUACUCCAUUAUGUUCAGCCAAUACGAUGAGUAUUUGAAACUCAUCAAGGAUAAUGUUGAGCAUGCAGAGGUUAUUAAUGUUAACUUGUUCCUUGGCAGUGAUAACGAUGUUGACCGUUUGAAAAAGGAUCCUUUGACUUUCUGGGAACAAACUGCAAUUAAAUGGUAUACCAUGACCUUAACUUCCUCUUCAAAAGAUAAAAAACAUAACUUAGAGCGGAUCAAGAAUUUAUCUUUACAGUACUCUGUUAAUGAACAAACCAUCCACAGAAAUAACGCAUCUAUGUUUCAGAUGUUCCUUGGAAGUGCUCAACUUGGUAUUUCUGUAACAUUAGUCAUAUUGAUGACCAUCAUAUUGGCUAAGAAUUCCUCUGAUGAAGUGAGAUCAGCAUUGUUACCCAUAUGGUCGAGUUUCCACUAUCUCACAUUUAUGGGAUUGCUAUUCAUCAUAGAUUGUUUUAUUUGGUAUAAAGUUAAAAUCAACUAUAGGUUCAUUAUGUUUGGUGAGAUUCAUUCACGAAACGGACCGGUGUUAUUCAACAAUGAUUUUGGGAUGACACACAUUCCUCUUCAAUUUUUCCAUGCAACAACAUUCCUGUGCAUAUGUUCAAUAUUAGCAUUUUGUAGUUUGAUGCUCGAAAAGCUAGAGCCGUGGAUGAUCACGUGGCUGUGCAUCGCUGUUGCUCUAUUCUUUUGGAAGUUUCAAGUAAUACAACCAUGGCCAUAUUGGUAUGAAACUUUCCAAUCAAGAAAGUAUAUUUUCACGUCAUUUAUCCGUUUGGUAUUUUCGGGAUUCUUCCCGGUUCAGUUCGGUGAUUUCUUCUUAGGUGAUAUUGUAUGUUCACUGACAUAUUCCAUGUCACAAUUUGCGACUUUAGGGUGUUUAACUUUUAAUGACUCCAAAGAGGAUAAGUGUCGUUAUGAAAAAUUGAUGUGGAUCGGAAUAUUGUCAUGUUUGCCUAGUUAUUGGAGAUUUGUUCAAUGUGUGAGAAGAUACUUUGAUAGCUAUGAUUGGUUCCCUCACCUCUUAAACGCUUUCAAGUAUUUAUUAGGUAUCUCCUUCAAUGCGUCGUUAUACUGGUAUAAAAGUUGGCCUCAAAUGCAGAAAUUCAAAGUUCUAUUAAUCGUCUUUGGAUGUUUGAACUCGACUUUGACGAGUAUAUGGGAUUUAAUUAUGGAUUGGUCGUUACUGCAAACGAAAUCUAAGAACUUUUUAUUAAGGGACGACUUGUACUUAUGUGGCAAAAAGAAUUGGAAAUCUGGAAAAUAUAGCAGCAAAAAGAAGUGCAUAUACUAUUUCAUCAUGGUCUUUGAUGUGGUUGUCAGAUACGAAUGGGUCUUUUACAUGGUCAAAAACAAUACAGAUUAUGUGCGCCACCCUUUGAUUGCGUUAGCAAUGGCCACUUUGGAGAUUCUAAGGCGAUUUGUAUGGGUUAUAUUACGUGUUGAAAACGAGCACGUUGCAAAUGUACAUCUAUUCAAAGUCACUGAUGAUAACUGGCAACUACCAUUCCCUACAAUUGAGGAUAGUGAAUUACAUAUGGAAGAAGAUUACAGUGCAGCAGCUGAAAACAUGGACAACAUCGCCAUGUUGUCAGUUAUGAAGUCGGACCUAGAAUCACAACAACAGCGGCCAAGGUCGACAAGUGCUGUUCCUAAGCUCAAUAGAAAAGCUUCUGUAUUUGAAAUCAUUCCUUGGGCACAUGCCACAGAUUUCCAAAGACCUAUAGAAACUGCUAGCGUCAACUCUGCUGCCAUCAGCGACAGUGAAUCUGAAGCAGAGAGCGAAGUUUAG